CUUGGGCUCUUGCAGACAGAAAUUUAAAUCAGUUCUACAGAUCCUAACACCUGGCAAACCGUCUGUUGCCUAAAAAUUACGGUUUCAGUUCCAAAUGAGCGAAAUGGCGGUUCAGUCUGCUUUAAAUACGUAUUUUUCGACGGGAAGACGUCGUGGAUGCUUCAACCUGGGCUAUGCCGUGAUGGUUAAUCUGAUAUCCGAUGAAUUGUACCUGGGAUUUCUUCAAGACACGGACGAAGAGCGGCUCUUCAUAGAUUUCGACUGUGCCGAUAUCGCCCCUUGUUGGGUGGCAGCUAAACAAGUAUGGAUGACUUCCAGUCACGCGUACGGUCACCUCAACACACUGGAAGAAAUGCAGUACGAACCUCUGCAUGUUGCACUACGAAACACUCCCACCGGUCCCUAUGUUUACCGCCCAGGGAAACUGGCGCAGCAAAGCACGGAGGCGAAUUUAUUUCUGAGCUGUGUCGUUGUGGAUAACCUGGAUCAAGUGGGAGAGUUUUAUGUUGUACAUCCCUGGCAGAUAGCCGAUACGAACAGCAUCCCGCGGUUUCCAACGGAUGAAUCAAACUAUCAACCUCACCCGCGAAAAGUGGUGAUCCCGGUAAGCACCAUGGAACUGUUGGAUAUCGAUGAGUAUCGUGUUAUACGGAUGCUGGAUAUGGUGUUCCGCGGGGGAAAACGCGAGAGGUCCUAUCAGGAGUAUGCGGAUCGGUUGUUUGUGCGAAUAAAUGCGAAGAGCUUAUAUUUUCUUAUUGGGCAUAUACAGUGCUCGCACGUUAGUCCACUCUGUUGCCCGAAUGAAUGGGAAUCGAACUGGUCUUGGAAGAUUAAUACGGCGGAGAGAAUUGCUGUGGGUGUGGAAUACUAUUUAUCUCAGUACUGUGGAAAACCCGAACGAUGUCCUGGCGGCCGCGAGUGCUCGAUAUCAGACUGUACAGAGGAUCAUGAAUUGUUCGAGUAUAUGCCGCCUGAAAUCAUCUCGUUCGUUCUGGAAUCUUUGGAUAUCCACUCUAAAGUCAGGGCGAAACGAUUGAUGUUAACAACGCUGGCGACUGCACGAGGAAAGCGUCUGUUUGGGGCGUGUGUACGUACGUGGACCUUCGGCUGGCAUUGAUUGGCUGCAUCUUUCCAUUUUGCGCGGAUCCGAGUGAGGUCUGCCGCAUUGAUAACCGCGUAUUAGGAGGAAUAACUAGGCUUCCAACCAUGCCCAAGAGGCAGUACGCCAACAGCGUGGACAUCCUGGGUGACGACGGGAUGAUGCGGCGUGGACGCGUGGUGGACUUGGCGUACCACGGACUCUUCAUCGAUCUCCUCUGUCCCGACCGACACCGGGAAUUCGUCCCAUUCGACAGACUCUUCCCGCCUUACAAGAAGGUAAACGAAUCGCCGAUGGGUCCGUGGAUCUGGCUCCCGGGUGAGGCGGUAAUUUUCGGAUCCGGCGUGCCGCCGGACGAGCAGACAAUCGGCCCCGUGGUCCAUGUUCGCCGUACGACAAACGGAACUUCGCGCACCGAGGUCGUUCCCAGUAAUCGAAUUCGUAGGGAAGGUUCGCGCGAACCGAUCCGUCCCGGGACUUUCGUUAAGGAUAGCGUGCAGUUGGAUGGUCAGUUUCGCUCAAUGUCCGCGGAGAAUGCCGAGACACUCAUUCAGCGACUGAAUUAUGAAGUAAAUCACGGGCACUUUGGUUUCACUAUUAACGUGGUGAGUUUCGUUGACGCUCGGUUAGAGUUCAUCCCGUGGCGGGAUUUCUCCCGCCCACCAGACUGGCAUUAUCGACCUGCUGAUCGCGUUUGGGCUCGAUCAAUUGUACUGCGCGCAUUCUGGAACGUCGUUGCGGAAUUGUAUGGCGAGCUCAGCAGAAAAUCCAACGUUUCACGCGACGAUCAAGCAAAUAACCCACAGACGGAAUCGCUUCCGUUGGAAUUGUUGGUAGAGGUAUUUUUCUACUUGGAAACCGCAAAGCAGACCGAGUUACGCAGCGUCUGCGCAGCGUGGAACUCGAUGAUGAACGCGCCAACGCUGCUUGCUUGCAUCAUGAUCAUAGAUGGCUAUGAUUAUCGGUGGGAUCGCGGAUUCUCCGGCUUGGCGACGGUAUUCAAACGCUUGUAUCCUGGCACGCAGCACGUGAUACUGGUGAACGAUAGGAGCUUGACCAACCAGCGCAUUACGGGCAUGAUGCGGUUGUGCAAGAUGAUCGGCUAUGUCGCUCAGCAGCGACCCGGAAUCCGCCUGCGAAACGUGGUGCUCCGCGGUUUCCAGUUCAGUGUGCAAGUGGACUGGUCCGCCAACGUGUCCGGAUGUCCAGUACAUCCGCCGGAUCCUCCCGGGUUCCCGCGGAAUGGAAUGCAUCUGUAUCGGCUGCAGGAUUUGAUUGCAGCGUGCAGUCGUCUCCCGUGUAAUACCAUUCUCAUGUCAAACUGUAUGGUUCGUUUGGUCUGCUGUAAUUAUGUUUCAGAAUUGCGGCGCCGGCAGCUGACAGCCCGGAUUCCGCAACUGCCCAUACGUGGGGAAUUCGGCUGCUUUGUGUGGGACGCGUUGGAGGCGGCGGUGCCGAUGGUGAGCGAAUGGAAGCUGCAAGAGCUCUCGCGCUGGAUGAAAGGCAUUACGGAUGGACGCAAGAAAUCGUUAUGCGCCAUGCUGUAUGCCACACAAUCCUGUGAUCCGCGUCCGUCCUCGCAUUAUAACGGCAAGAAGUGGAUGGUGGAUGACCUGCAAGAUUUACAGUAAUACCAAAAUUGGACAUCGGUCUGUUAUUCGCCUGUUUUUGCUGGACAAUAUUUUUGGAUCGUUUUUGCUGAUUGUAACAUCUUUCGUAUGGAACUUCACGCUAAGUGGGUGAAAAUGGUGCCAGAUCCGGGACUGAAGUGGCAGGAGCAUCGAUAGCUGCUGAAAUUCUACGGAACAUACGAAGCCCUAAACGUAGACGAUUCUGGCGAUUUUGGCGGAAACAAGACGUGAGGCACUUGGAUGGAGUUGUCCCGGGGAAUCUGCAGCUGACCAUCCUGGUGCGGGAUUAUCCAGACGACGCUGAACUGGCGCCCAUCCGCGCGCCCACUCCAAUCGAUUUCGUGUGUUAUGACAAGGGGGGCUGCUACCACUGUGGUUGGUCCGAAUGCGCCGAUACUCGGAUUUCUAAGCUGUCUUUCUUUUCCUCGGAUUGCUGACAAGUCAACAAGUGUACAAGUAUACAAGUACAGCAACUUUAUGUGUUCUUGGUUGAUUUUUUGCUUCCGAGUUAAAAAACUCUUUGGAUUUACUCUUUUAAUUUCGAAUCUGACCUAUUGG
This is a messenger RNA of Paramacrobiotus metropolitanus, 3288 nucleotides long. RefSeq lists its product as uncharacterized. The coding region runs from base 1207 to 2730 and encodes 507 amino acids. The record is from RefSeq and is a predicted model, not a curated record. Gene Ontology annotation, molecular function: protein binding. The transcript is spliced from 7 exons. Lineage: Eukaryota; Metazoa; Tardigrada; Eutardigrada; Parachela; Macrobiotidae.